AUGGCAGAGAAUGCUUCCGAACUACUUGCAAAGGCCACCGUCCUGUUACAAACAGGACAGGCCGAUGCUGCACUUCCUCUAGCUCAGCGCGUACUCGAAAUCUCCGAAGAGAACUCUCCGAAUACGUUAUCGGCGAUUAAUCUCGUCGCAGAGAUAUAUGUCGAGCUCGGCGAAAUCGAUGAUGCCCGGCAAACCUUUUUACAUGCAGUACAACUCGAUCCUGAGGGGACAAUACCUGAGUCGCAAGGUGGCGGAGCAGAAAAAUUCAUGUGGCUCGCACAGUUGAGCGAACAAGGCGGUGCGGACAGUGUAGCCUGGUAUGAGAAAGGCGUUGGCGCCCUGAGGCAUAUUAUUCAGUCACUUGAACAAGAAGGGGGGUCCGAAAAUGCGGCAUUGCUUGAAGAGAAAAAGAAGAAAUUGGCAGUUGCUCUAUGUGGCGUGGUGGAGUUAUAUAUGACUGAUCUGUCAUGGGAGGAGGACGCCGAGAGCAGAUGCGAAACCCUCAUCACCGAAGCCCUUCUGGUCGCACCCGAUCAACCAGAUUGCUUACAGACUUUAGCCUCCGUCAGGAUAUCUCAAACGCGAGUAGACGAUGCUCGAGCAGCUCUCGCUCGGAGUCUGGAGCUCUGGCAAGACUUAGCGCCUGAAGACCCGAAGAUUCCUGAUUUUCCCUCACGCAUCAGUCUUUCUCGUCUUCUUAUGGAAGUCCAAAUGGAGGUCCAGGCGCUUCAGGUGUUGGAAAGACUAAUCCUGGAGGAUGACGAGAGUAUCGAAGCUUGGUAUUUAGGCGGGUGGUGUCUAUACUUGCUGGCAGGGGAGGAGAAGGAGAAGGAUUCGUCCGAGGAGAAACGGCAUGAGUCCAUGGUUGCCAGUCGAGAAUGGCUAAAACAAGGCUUAAAGCUCUACCAGAAGCUCGAAUAUGAAGAUGACAGGCUCAGAGAUCACGCACUUGAACUUGUCCACGAAUUGAAUAAAGAACUUGGUGAAGAUAUGGAUGACGAUAGUGAUGCAGAGCCUGCUUUUCCAGGCGGCGAUGAAGAAGAAGACUGGGAUGGAGAGAUCGAGGCUCUUUCUGACGCUGAGGAUGAGGAUGAUGAGGACCAUGAAAUGAAGGAUUCAUAA
This is a messenger RNA of Talaromyces atroroseus, 1122 nucleotides long. RefSeq names its product UPF0661 TPR repeat-containing protein. Gene Ontology annotation, molecular function: protein binding. NCBI's taxonomy places the organism in Eukaryota, Fungi, Ascomycota, Eurotiomycetes, Eurotiales, Trichocomaceae. The transcript has 2 exons. The record is from RefSeq and is a predicted model, not a curated record. Bases 1 to 1122 code for a protein of 373 amino acids.